AUGAGCUCAGCAUUCGAAGGAAUCGAAAAGAGAGUUGUCGUUAAAUUGAGGAAGGAAUUUUUUUCAGACAACAAAAUAACAUCACUUUUGGAUGUACCCAGGAAAUUGUGGGAAGAUAAGUUAAAACUUAUUGGUUGUAGUAUUAUUUCUGAAAUUGAAGAAGAUAUUAAUUUGCCCCGAGAUGAAAGAUGUAGAGUAUACUUACUCUCAGAAAGUUCGUUAUUUAUAUAUAAUGAUACGGUUUUUAUCAAAACAUGUGGAAAGACUAAAGUAUUGUUUUUUAUUCCCUUUUUAGUUGAUUUGUUGAUAUAUAAGAUUAAGAAUAAAUACGUUUUAGAUAAGGAUUGCUUGUAUGAUGAAUCGUUUAUUAAAAAUAAAGACUUAACAGAAAUAACAGAUUUUAUAAAAAAUAGUUUUGAGUAUUCAUUCUUUACACAUAUGAAUUAUCAAAACGUAACAAAUGAUGGUUAUUAUGAACAAGAGUAUCCGCACAAAUCGAUUGAAGAUGAAAAGAACUUUUUUCAAUUUUUUUUUAAAAAGAUCGAAUUUUCCAAUACCCCAUUAUCAAUGAAUAGGGCACACUAUAUUUUCUUUGCACAAGUUAGUAGUAAUAAGAGCGAUGGAAGAGGAGGAAGCAGUAGCAGCAAUGGAAGUGCCAGUUAUUAUAGUAGUAAUGGCGUUAAUGCACACCCCGCAGCUACCAAUUACAAGUUUUGCUCGGAAAUACAUCUGUUCGGUAUUGCCAAGUACAGAGAGAUGAAGCAUUUUCAUGAGUUAUAUUUGAACGAAGACUCACUGAAUAUUUUUUCCAAGAAUAUUGAUAGUGCAAUAAAAACCUAUGAUGAAAAUGAAAAAGUGGAAAUAUGUAGUAGUGACUAUUCAUUGGAAUGGACAGAGAAUUCGUCCAAAAGUACGACAAAUACAAAUAAUGUUUACAAAGACGGAACACAGUUACUCACCAUUACAGAUGAAGUUAUAUCACCCUAUACUGAGAAGAAAAGUGUAUUUUCAAGUGACAUCUCGUUUUCAUCUAGAUUAUUAGAAUCGAGUGAAAAGAUAUUGGAUGAAGCAAUGACAAGUUGUGAGGAUAUGGUUUCUUUAAGAUAUGACGAAGAUUAUUUGAACACCAAUUGUAAUAGAAGAAACAAUAAUAGUACAACCUGUAGUAGUGUCUAUGAUGAAGGAAAAAGUAGUACCAUCUUGUCGAGUGAAACGAAAGAUCAGUUCAGACAGAAUGCACUUGAUUCUAUCUCUCAACAUAAUAUAGACGCUGGAAAUAAAAUGACGAAGAAGGAAAUCGUAUCCGGAACAGAAGUAAAAAGAGAGAAUGCGUAUUUAAAUGAGUUAUACUUUGCACAAUAUUCCAGCUGUAGAGAUGCAGGAACGACAUUGAUACAUUCCAACCAAAGUUAUAACAAUUAUAACAUUGAUCUGAGAAAUACAUAUACAAGUUUGAACAAUAAGUAUUCCGUUGAUAGUUGUUUGAAGAAUGGAGGAGUAUGUAUGGAAUUAUCAUCUCCAUCGUUCAUUAGUAAUGCAAAUAAUACGAAUAGUAAUAAUUACAGGAGUUCGGAAUAUCAUGGGUCCAAUUUCUGUGUGAAGAAGAUAGACACCAAUAUAUAUGAAUGUAAAAAUGUACAAAAUAAGGAAAGGUGUUUAUAUAAUGAGUUUUACUUUACCCCAUGUGGUUAUUCUUGUAAUGUGGUUCAUAAGAAUAAUUACUUUUGUGUACAUUACUCGCCUGAAGAUUUGGUAUCCUAUGUGUCCAUUGAAGUAUCAUGCAACAUAAAAUUUGACACGUUUAUGAAUUUUAUGAACAAUCAGUUGAAUUUUUACAAUGGCAAGUUUAUGUGCAUCAUUAACUACUCUUAUUAUCCGGAUGAUUGUAGGGCAUAUUGCAACCCGUUAACGAUAGGGAGUGUUCAUAAUAGCAUCAAUGUUAGCAGUGUUAGCAAUGGGAUCAGUAGGCUGGGCAAAGGAGAUCAACUAACGUAUGGAUACACUGCAUACAAUAACGCGGAAAUUUAUCAAAUAAACAAAAAGUUAACGAAAAACUUAAUCAUAAACAAUAAUCAGUAUUAUUCACUAAUCGCACUGAAGCAGAAAUCCGUUGGCUUUCUCAAAAUUCAGUAUUUUGUCUACGAACUUAAAAAUAUGAAUGAGGAAAAAACGACGAACAUUUUAUUUCCUUGCGGAAUUAUUAGUAGUAGUGGCAGUAAAAAACAUGUGGGGAAUAAUUUCAGUAUCACUCCAUUAAGUUCUAAUGUAGUCAAUGACAUGUACAAGUAUAGUUACAUAUUUUGUAAACAGAACAAAGUAAUGAUAGUAGACAUCCCAUCGGAUAGUAACACAAGCAAUAGCAAUAGUGCAAACGGAUUAAGAAAUGUUUCAAAUGAUUUACUCAUCUUGGAAAAUGCGGAAAAUAUAGAAAAGGAGCAUAAGGAUAGUAGUUCAUAUGACGAGCAAAAGAAGAAGGGUGCAGAAAUAAGAAGAGGUAGAAGUAGUGUAGGUGCUAGGAAUUAUUCUAAGGGGACGAACAAUACUGUAGUUGAGGGGAAUGAAGAAGAGGGAGAAAGAGAAAGGGAAGGCGAAAGAAGAAAACUGAAUGACGACAAAGAGGAGGGGGAAAAUGGUUCAGAUGUGAAAGCGCAGAAGGACGAAGCGGGCACAUGCAUAGAAACAAAGCACAAAGAAGAAAUGAGGAAUUAUUAUAAAAAGAAUAAAAUCGAAAUGUUUACACUAAGUAAGAUAUUAAGUGAAAAUAUUGACACAUCGGUUGUGUGCAUUAAUGUACAAAAAAUUCUUGCACAAUAUAUACGUUUUAAGAAAAAUUUGCCGAGUGUUACACCAUUUUAUUCUGUGAAGAGCAAUAAUGACGAAAUCGUAUUAAAAUUUUUAUAUGGAUUAAAUUGCAAUUUUGAUUGUGCUUCAGUAGGAGAGAUUAAGAAGUUAAUAGCAAUAUUUCCAAACAUAGAAAGGAACAGAAUUAUCUAUGCAAAUACUAUUAAAAGUGUUAACUCGUUAAUAUAUGCAAAGAAUGAGAAUGUUAAUCUGUGCACAUUUGACAAUAUAGAAGAAUUAAAAAAAAUAUUGAAACAUCAUCCCAAAUGUUCCUUACUUUUACGUAUUAAUGUAGAUUUCAAGAAUUAUAAAUCAUAUAUGUCUUCUAAGUAUGGUGCGAAUGAAUAUGAAUGGGGGAAUAUUUUACAAUUCGGUAAAGAAAACAAUUUAAAUAUUAUUGGUGUGUCAUUUCAUGUAGGUAGUAAUACGAAAAAUUUGUUUGAUUACUGUCAAGCUAUUAAAUUGUCCAGAGAUGUAUGGAAUAUUAGCAAAACUAUUGGCUAUGAAUUUGAAAUAUUAAAUUUAGGUGGAGGAUAUCCAGAGGAGUUAGAAUAUGAUAGUGCAAAAACGCAUGAAAAAAGAAACUAUUGUACUCUGAAUGAAGAAGAAUUAAAAAAAGAUAUUAUGAACUUCUUGAAUGAAAAAUCAGUUGUUAAAACGAAAUAUAAUUUUUACAAUUUUGAAAAAAUCGCCUUAGCUAUUAAUAUGUCUAUUGAACAUUAUUAUAAAGAUAUAAAGAAUAAACUCAGAAUAAUUUGUGAACCUGGUAGGUAUAUGGUUGCGUCUUCAUCCACGCUAGCUGUUAAAGUAAUCGGGAAAAGGCAUCCAACUUUUAAGGGUAUUAUGUUAAAAGAUCUAAGGGAUGAGGAUAUUCUUAAUUUUUCCAAAGGACCAAACAACGGGGACAUUGAAGUAACAAAUAAUGCUGGGGAAGAGGAGCAGGCAAAACAAGAUGAUAGGGUAAAGAGUGAAAAGGGAGAUGCAAGCGAAGAUACAUCUGUUGGUACAAGUAUAGAUACAUCUGCAAGUGCCAGAAGUAAUGACGAGAAAACUGAGGAUGAACUGUUAAUGUUAUCCCAUGCAAAUAUCGGUAAUAAUUUUAGUAGUAGUAAUUCGAAAUUAGGCAAUAUUACAAAUAUUAAGAAAGAGGUUGUUAAUAUUAAUAACAAUAGAUAUAAUUAUUAUUCGUAUUAUGUAAGUGAUAGUAUUUAUGGUUGUUUUAGUGGUAUAAUAUUUGAUGAAUAUAAUAGAACACCCGUAUAUGUAAUUAAAAAUAAAAAUUAUUCAAAUAAUUCCAUAUUAAGUUCACCAUUGUAUUUAGCAAACAUAUUUGGGCAGUCUUGUGAUGGACUAGAUAUGAUUAAUUCAAUUACAUAUUUACCUGAAUGUGAUAUUAAUGACUGGAUUAUUUAUGAAUAUGCAGGAGCCUAUACUUUUGUUAGCUCAUCUGAUUUUAACGGAUUUGCCAAAUGUCAAAAGAUAUAUAUCUUUCCCAAGAACGAAUUCCCCUUUUUAAAAUGA
Molecule: messenger RNA, 4362 nt
Organism: Plasmodium malariae
Lineage: Eukaryota; Apicomplexa; Aconoidasida; Haemosporida; Plasmodiidae
Gene: AdoMetDC/ODC
Product: S-adenosylmethionine decarboxylase/ornithine decarboxylase, putative
Exons: 1
Coding region: 1-4362 (1453 amino acids)
Biological process (GO): spermidine biosynthetic process
Cellular component (GO): cytoplasm
Molecular function (GO): adenosylmethionine decarboxylase activity; ornithine decarboxylase activity
Source: RefSeq, a predicted model, not a curated record